AUGUGUGUGUGUGUUUGUUUUUGGGGGGGGCGACCUGAGGUUCGCAAGGAAGCCACAAGUUGCUUCGGUCGGCUGAGGGAGAGUUCGUUUGAAGUGGUUCAGUUGGGGCCUUCGGAUGAUCGAGCCCCUUACAGACUGCCCCAGCCGCAAGCUUCCCUUUUUAGCCGCGGUUUCCAAGGAAAGCUUCCGCUCUGCGCUAUAAGGAUCACGGAUGCCUGGGCUGUGGAGCGGUGGACGCAUCUCAUCAAGAUCGAGCCGACCAAAGCUGCGACGUUAGAGGAGGGAGCUCUGAUCCUCUCGCAGUGGGGCUACCCUACUGCUGACGUCAGCGGCAUGCGCCUUGCCUUGGAGAAGCUUGCGCAACGCGCCCAGGAGUUGGGUGCGCGGCACAGCUCCACCGGACUUCCUUCCGAGGACGAGGCCAAAGCGAUCAUCGCGGCGCUGAAUACCGCACUGUUUGCAGAGUAUGGCCUUCAGGGCAAUGCGGAGAACUAUUACGAUCCAGAGAACUCCAUGCUACAUGCGGUGCUGGCAAGGAAGAAGGGCAUUCCCAUUUCGCUGUCCGUAGUUUGGGCUGCCGUGGCGCGCCGCUGCGGCCUUGAGUGCCAUCCCCUUGCGGACAUGCCCCGGCACGUGCUGAUCCGAGUCCCACUCCGGGCCUCCGAUUCGGCUGAGUCUGCAGGACCUGCAGUGAUGCGCGAUUUGUACAUUGACGCCUUCGACGGCGGGAAGAUGCUCGUUUGGCGCGAACUGGUCAGAUUCCUUGGCGCCAUGCUGGGUGCCA
Molecule: messenger RNA, 784 nt
Organism: Symbiodinium necroappetens
Lineage: Eukaryota; Dinophyceae; Suessiales; Symbiodiniaceae
Source: the annotation of a GenBank genome assembly